Molecule: messenger RNA, 3042 nt
Organism: Linum trigynum
Lineage: Eukaryota; Viridiplantae; Streptophyta; Magnoliopsida; Malpighiales; Linaceae
Source: the annotation of a GenBank genome assembly
UUUUCUCUCAAUCAAUCAAGCUUCAGUGAUUAAUCAGAAACUCUAGCAUGGUAUCAGAGCUCUUCUGAGCUGCCUCGCUCGUCUUCUCGCUUCCGCAAACUCAUCUUCUUCCAAUUUCUUCGCAAAGCUUCCUUCGCGUCCUCCUAUGGCGUCGAAUUUCUCUGUCUCUUCUGGCUUCGAAGCCGAAAAUCCUCACAAUGGAGGUCGCCAGCACGGAUCUGGUGGAGUUUCUUACCUCGGCAUCGCGAUUUCUGAUCCGGCUUCUCCCUUUUUCAUUCAUCCCUCGGAGAAUUGGGGGCAAUGCCUGGUGUCGCAGCCGCUUACUGAGAACAACUUCUCCAGCUGGGAGAGAUCGAUGAUUCUGGUCAUCGAUGGCAAGAACAAGCUUGGGUUCUUGAACGGCAAGAUUCUGCAACCACCAGACGAUUCUCCUCUUCUUGAGCCAUGGAAUCGCAACAACAAGCUUCUGUUAAGCUGGAUUCAGAGGUCGGUGAAUCCUACCAUCGCUGAGAGCAUCCUUUAUGUUACAACGGCGAUUGGUACUUGGAACGAGCUGCGAGAACAAUUUUCCCAAGGGGAUUCGUUCAGAAUUGCUGAUUUACAGGAGUCCAUCUUCCUCCUAAAGCAAGGUACUCUGAGUGUCUCGCAGUAUUACUCUAAACAACGAGCUCUAUUGGAUCAAUUGGCUAAUUUUAGGUCUAUCCCUGAUUGUGAGUGUGGCGUUGCUUGUCACUGCAUUCUUGCUUCUCUUAGGAAGGAUCAUAUGAAUGAUAAAGUGAUCAGAUUCCUUAGGAACUUGAAUGAUAGCUUUAAUGCCCCUAGAUCAACAAUCAUGCUCCUUGAUCCCCUGCCUCCCAUCAACAAGGUCUUCGCCAUGAUGGUGCAGCAUGAACGUGAGAACAACUUGUUGCCUAAACCGAAUUCUGGUUCUCAGUCUAUCACCAAUCCUACUGCUGACAGUAUGGCCUUCUUUACCAGAGUUGCUGGUACUAAUCUUGGAGUUCAGGGUGCUGGCCAAGGCUUCAAGAAGCAAGGCAAGAAGUCAGUUUGUACCUUUUGUGGCUAUACUGGUCACACCGAGGACAUCUGCUACAAAAAGAACGGCUACCCCCUGGUUAUCAACCCAAGAAGAAGAAUCCACCAAGACAGGCCAACAACAUUACUGUUGAGCAUGGAGAAACCUCCUCUGGGAAUGGUGCAGUGAUGGUUAAUCCAGCUGACUAGAUGAGUUUUCAGCAGCAGUACCAGAAGAUGAUGCAAUUCAUGCAAUCACACACUUCUGCUCCUCCACCAGUAUCUCAGCAACCUGCUUCUCCCAGUUUUGCUGAUGUCUUCAUGGGUAAUCCAGUCUCCCAUCCAACUCAGUCUGCUGAACAUGAUGAUUCUGGAUCACAUCCCAUUGUCAGCAGAUCCAACUCAGUGGCCUCUCAUGUCUCACAUGCUACUGCCACACAGGGUAACUCUCAUUUAGCCCUUUCAGUUGGUUUUUCUAUUACUAGUAAAUGGAUUAUUGAUACAGGCGCUACUGAUCAUAUCAUUUGCUCUAUCAAACAUUUUAUUAAUCAUAAACCAGUCCUUAACACCUUUGUGCAUUUGCCUAAUGGUGAUAAAGUAGCAGUAACUGCUAUUGGCACAGUCCAAUAUUCAGCAGAACUAGUCUUAAGGGAUGUUUUGCUUGUACCUAGCUUUACUUUUAAUCUGGUUUCUGUUAGCCAGUUAGUUAAAGAUAAAACCAUUAGCUUAUGGUUUCAUUCCUCUUUCUGUCUCAUUCAGGAAAUCCAUUCCCUGAAAACAAUUGGUACAGCUAGCUUAAUAGAUGGCUUGUAUAUCCUGCAUUCUCCCCAGCAUACAGCCAACUUAAAGCAACUCCUAUCUCCUUCUCUUCCUGUCCAGUCUUCCAAUCAUUCUGCUGCAGCUUUCUCUACAGAAAAGCACAAGAUCAACAUCUGGCACUACAGGCUUGGCCAUAUUCCUCACAACAAACUACUGUCUCUAGACCUCCCUAAACUCAAUGUAUCUAGCUUAAAUGAUUCUCAUUGCACUGUAUGUCCUCUUGCAAAACAGAAGAGGUUGCCCUUUCCAUCCAGUGUUAGUCAAUCAGAGGCUCCUUUUCAUCUGUUACACAUUGACAUAUGGGGAAAUGCCCCUACUCAGUCUCUCAAUGGGCAUUCCUAUUUUUUGACAAUUGUAGAUGACUUCUCCAGGCAUACCUGGCUUUUCCUAAUGAAACAUAAAUCAGAAGUUAGAAAUAUCAUUUUCACCUUCUUUGAGUAUGUUUCUACCCAGUUCAAUGCUAAAAUCAGAACAGUUAGAACAGACAAUGGCCUGGAAUUCCAAAUACCAGAAUUUUAUAAAUCAAAAGGAGUGGUUCAUCAAACCACCUGUGUUUAUACAUCUCAACAAAAUGGCAUUGUUGAGAGAAAGCAUCAACAUAUAUUAGCAGUCACCAGAUCUCUUCUCUUUCAAGCUUCCUUACCUACUCAUUUCUGGCAUUUUGCUGCUAUGCAUGCUGUUCAUCUUAUAAACAGAACCCCUACUCCACUUCUCCACAAUUCCACUCCUUAUGAAAAACUACAUGGUCACAAGGCUGAUCUAAACUACCUCAGGGUAUUUGGGUGCCUCACCUAUGCAUCCACCAUUCAGGCCCUUUGAACUAAACUAGAUCCUAGAGCUACACCUAGUGUGUUUUUGGGUUUUCCUAUUGGUACUAAAGGUUACAGAUUAUACAAUCUGACCACUCAUGCAAUUUUCAUCUCAAGGGAUGUCGUGUUUCAUGAGGAUAUCUUUCCAUUCUAUAAGGAUACUCACCAAAUACAUACUCUAGUUCCUUUUCCUGUUUUUCCAGAAUCCUUACCUCCACUGGAUUCUUCCAUUCCUAUUACUACACUUCCAGUUGACACUAUUCCAGAUGUUGCUGAACCUGUUUCUGUUUCACCAACAGAUCCAGCAGUAGCUUUUCCUGCUCCUGCUGUCAUUCCACCUCCAUUAAGGAAGUCUUCUAGACAAAGAGUCCAACCUGCCAAAUUAAAAGAUUACAAGUGU